GUGUACAGUGUACGAGACGACGAGUGGUGAGCAGCAGCAGCCAACACUUUGUGUAUUUUCUAGUUGACUGUUGGUUUCGUCGCGUUUGAAAAUUCUGCGGAUAUAGUGCAAAAGUUGUGCGUUUGUAAGCAAAUCGUGUGUGAAUUUGUUCGGAAGCUUGUGGAGUGCGUUUUUCGUGUGUUUUCCAUCGAUUUCCGAUGCUAGAAGUAGGUGAAAAUUACGUUUGGAAAAAGUGCAAUGUUGUUGAGUUGAGUUGUGUAUGUGCUUGAUGUGCCCAGCGACAACGUCGACAAGAGGAAAUGAUUACACAAUAUCGGUGGUGGUAUCUUGGUGGAAUUUGUGCAGCUGAUGCAUUCAGAUGAAAGAACCCCAAUUCCAGUCAUGAAACGAAUCAAGUGAUAGAAGAAGUGCAUACGUAAACGUAAUCAACAUAGCUGAAAAUAGUAAUCCUUUUGUGAAAGAAGAACAGUGUGAGAAGCCCCUGGUAUAAAUAUCGAUUUCGGUUCUGAGAGGCAAGGAAAUUUGAAUUGUUCCCAAAGUGUGUCCGUGCGCCAGCAGUAGUGUUUUUUUUCUCGGUGUGUGCUAUAAAUGUGUGUGGGAGUAGUGAAGAGGAGUACUAUUUGUGCCGCGCUUGAAAGACGCGAAGGAAAUUUCCAAGAUUGGUGACAACGAGUAGUUCGCAGCUCUCUUUCUUGCAACUGGAAAAUUCCCGGUUUUGUUAGUGUGUUGGGAGAAAGGUCAGUGAAGGAAGUCAAAGUGCAUCGUCACGAUAUUUUCGGGGUGAAGAAAACAUAAAACAGGAUCUCCUCGUACUUCCACCGGGGAACACAAUGUGUGAAUCGCAACCGUAGAAAGGUUAUUCAAGAAAGUAAUAGUCGUCCGUCAAACCAAACAGCAACUGCUCCAGAGUGGUGUAGUGUUGCAGUUUAUCAGGAAGAGCUCGCGAACACACGAAACAAAACAUCUCAAAGGUCCGAAACUAAUACAAUUUUGAUCGUGGAGAAAUCUUUGUGGCGCUGAGAGCAGUCUACUCCUGGAAUAGUCGUCGUACAGGUCCCAGACGUAUCAUACAAGAUGGGCAACUAUUUCAGUGAAACUCUUGGGGAAGACAAUAAUGGCGGUAUACAACCUGAGGAAUCGCAGCCGCAAGACACUAAUGGCUGUGCAGAACCUGAGGAAUCACAGGGGCAGGAAAAUAAUGACAGUUCACAACCCAAAGAAUCUUUGCCGCAAGAUGAUAACGACUGCGCACCGCCUGAUGAAACGUCGCCGCAGGUCAAUACUAGCAGUGCACCUAAACCUGAAGAAACGCAGCCGCAAGUCGAUAACAGCAGUGCUCCUCCUGAGGAAUCAGAGUCGCAGACCAUUUCCAACAGUGCACCAUCUGCGAAGCCACUGCCACAAGUCAACGACAGCGGUGUACCUUCUACGGGAUCACACCCUCAAGUCGUCGCCGUCAAAAAGAACAUGGAAGGUUCAGGCGAUGGGUCACCUCAGUCAUCAAUGUGCAUGGUGAAAGCGGCUGAGCUGUUUCCAAAGCCAGUCAUCGAAAAGGAAGAUGAGUCGCUAACCGUACAGUUCACCGAACUGGCCGGCGAAUCCGUCAGAUAUCUCGGUCACACAGAUGAUGGCGUACUCGCGCUAUCCAAUUACCGUUUGUUCCUGGCCAAAAGUUCGACCGGGGCGGAAAUGUCCGUCCCGCUGGGACUAAUCGAAUCCACGCAGAUCCGCGAUCUGUUCCAUCUGAUCGUCAGCUGCAAGGAUGCAAGCACAGUAAAAUGCUCAUUCUCGACAUCGGAACAGUGCGCCGAAUGGCAGCGACGGAUAUCGCUCUGCAUCGGGGUUCCGGAGACGCUCGAAGCACUGUUUGCCUUUCCAUUCCACGCGUGGGCUUCAGAGCCACCGUUCAAGCAGGACCCCACGUGGUACGAUCGCGUCCAGCGGGUCAAUCUGUACGAUGACGAUUUUCGCAAGGAUGUCCAGCGGUUGCAGUUCGAUCUGCGAGGAGCUUGGCGGAUUAGCACUGCCAACUCGGACUUCCAGCUGUGCAAUUCCUAUCCCAAACUACUGCUCGUUCCAGCCUGUAUCUCGGAUGAUACGCUUGAGAAUGUGGCCGGCUUUCGGAGUUCACGACGAAUCCCAGCGGUGGUGUGGAGACACGAACAGACCGGGGCAGUGAUUGCCCGCAGCAGUCAACCCGAGGUUGGUUGGCUUGGCUGGAGAAAUUCCAAAGAUGAACAACUGCUGAAGGCUCUGUCGGAUGCGUGCGCGUUCGACCGCGGAACGCAAGGUACGAGAACGCGACAUAAUUCCACGGCAUCGAGCGACAGCAAUCCUCCCAGUCCGGAGGGGAGCCACGAAGAGGUGGAAAUGGAGGAACCGAAGAAAAUUCUGAUCGUAGACGCGAGAUCGUACGCGUCGGCCGUUACAAACAGGGCCCGUGGUGGGGGCUGCGAGUGUCCCGAAUAUUACCCGAGUGCGGAUAUCCAGUUCAUGAAUCUCGGCAAUAUACACGCGAUUCGGAGAAGUUUCCACGCACUGCGGGCCCUGUGCUCGCCGCAGCCGGAUGUGCCGAAUUGGCUGAGUUCUCUGGAGCGAACCAAUUGGUUCCAGCACCUGUCCGGACUGUUGACGGCGUCGAUGGUCGUCUGUCACGCGAUCGAGCGCUGCGGUCGGCCAGUGUUGGUACAUUGUUCCGAUGGGUGGGAUCGCACGCCACAAAUCGUUGCAACUGCACAGCUCUGCCUGGAUCCGUAUUAUCGUACCAUCGAGGGAUUCCGGGUGCUGGUUGAGCGAGAGUGGCUUAGCUUCGGACAUAAGUUUGCUGAUCGUUGUGGUCAUGGGCCUGGCUCGGGCGACACGAACGAGCGGUGUCCAGCGUUCCUGCAGUGGCUGGAUUGCGUGCAUCAAAUCCACCGACAGUAUCCGUGUCACUUUGAGUUCAAUCUUGCCUACCUGAUUAAACUAGCGCAACACUCGCAUUCAUGCCUGUUCGGGACGUUCCUUUGCAACACGGUCAAAGAGCGGUUGGAGAACAGCGUACCGGAUCGGACCUAUUCGGUUUGGCCCUUCCUCUCGAAUGCCAUGUAUAGGAACCAUCUGUACGUAGCCGGGCGGGAGCGUGUUCUCUGGCCCGCGCACAGUGUGCGUGACAUCAAACUGUGGACCGAUGUUUAUCUGGGCAGUUGGGGUGGCAACCAAAGUUCAGCUGACUAUCCGGCGAACGCGGAAAGCUUACAGGAACACAGCGGGUCAAUGACGAAAACGCGUUCCUACGGGGAUCUGAUGAAGGGAGUAAACGCUAGCGGUAUGGCAAGAAGGUCAAGCGAUCCUAACAUGGUGGUUGAACCAAGCAUCAUGACGGGAGCGUUGAAUAUAUCCCAGGAAAACUCCAUCGACUCGAACAUAUCGGACCGGGAGAUUUCACCCGAUCUGAUCGAUCGCUCGCUGGCGGAGAUACAGCACACCACUCAGAAGUUGCAAAGCCUCACCCAAGACCUCAACCAGUCCGACGAAGAGCUGGAGAACAGCAUUAAAAACACAAAACGUAGUGGUCAGCAGCCGACCCUAAGGGGGGCAAGUGGGCGUGUCGGUUUGGCAACUGGCACAACAGCAACCGCAGCAACUACGACCGAAAGCAACAACGCAUCUAGUCUCUUUAUCAAUGGAAACAGCGAGUGUUACAACUUUCAACCAAUCGUUCCUGAGAAGCUGACGUCGUCGGUAGCCCCUGGGUCAGCCACUCCGUCACCACCACCACCACCACCACCACCAGCUCCGCAGAACCAAAGGCAUCUGCAUCAUUUGGUGGACGAGAUCGACGAGAACACGUCCCGAAUCGUCAAGAUCGAAAGCUACCUGGGCGAUGUGGUCGACGGACGGCAUCACGGUACCGCCACCGUGCGGGCGGUAGCAAAGCCGAUUGCGGUCGCUGAUGCGGCCACCGGUCUGCUGUCGGCCGCCGAUAUGAUGGAGAGUGUAGACUUGAGCGGAAAAUCACCCUCGCCCCCGACUGUUCCCCUUGCGAUUCCGCAGCACAGCACCGGCGGAAACUUGUGGCACGGUUCGGUCGAAACUAGCACCGACACCUUGGUUCCGCUGGACCAAUACUCGUCACCGAAGCGUAUCAUUCAGCUCAGCGAAAGUAGCGCCGAGGAGCCCGACUGCAACCUGGAGAAUAGUAUUAGUUUAGCCCUAGUUAGCAAUGGUAAACAUGACCACAAAGACUUGAAAGUUAGUAAGGAUUUUGAGACUAGUACUGCAACAGCUACUCAGACUGGUGAUAGUAACGGAUGUGAUCAAUUUAGUGAUAGUAAGGAUUAUGCUAGGAAUACACUCAAUCAAGAUUUAACCGGAAACGAAACUAAUCAAAACGCGACACCAAAAGAGCAGACAGAUAGUCGAAUGGGAAGCGUGCGCUCCGCUGACUCGGUGUCACCACCACAGGGGGCGCUUCUAGCGAAUGGCAUCAGCAAUAGCAAGCUGAAGAAUACGCCGAACGAGAUGGAGGAAAGCAUCAUCAUUCAGCCACAAUUCCGACAGUUGGAAAUCAACGGCAAAACGUCUACAGACGUGCAGCAGCAGCAGCAGCAACAGCAAGGCUCUUCCUAUCAGUUCCAGGCACCAACCGGAUUGCCACCGUACCCACAACAUGUACCAUCAUCGCACUAUCAACCACAAAACCAACGACGAAGACGUAAUUCAUCCAACUCGAAGAACGAUAUGAGCCCCAACAAACCUACUAAUGGAAGUGUAUCCCCAAGUGCCACAAACAAUUCUCGCUUCUCGACGCCUGGCGCCCGCUCACUGCCACUGACCCCGCCGAGCGUGCCAUUCCCUGCCGAGCGUCCGCCGUUUGCCGCCACGUCCUGCCCGGAUGGUUUGGCCCACGCCCUGUCGGAACAGAACCUUCGGCUGCAGCAGAUUGUGCACGAUCACAGGGUUAUUACCAAACAACACUUAAUUCGCGAGGAAGCCCUCCACCGGGAACUGCAGGCCGCACGGUUAGAGCUGCUGAAGAAAACCUGCGUUAACUGCAGGAAUCUACAUUUUAGUAACGAAGAUCCGGUGUACGCUUACCGUGGUUGUGACGAAGAAGGCUCUAGGGUAGAACCAAACAUGCACAUUAUCUCCACCAGUAAACUUCCUAACAGCAUAGGCUCGUCGUCGUACACUAGUAGCGCAAUGAUGACGAUGAUGAUGGUGAUGUUGACGACGACGUCGGCGGCGGCCAGAGGGAACCGGGAUUGUAGCGAAAAACUGGCAGUUGAAGAGUUUGAAAUCGGCCAUUCGACGGUGAGGCAAGAGCAUCAUCCUCGGGAACGUUUGGUUCGCAGUGAACGGUUGUGUGCCGUAACGCGUAAACUGCUCGAAAAAGUUCGAGCCAAACGGGGUUUCCCUAGACAAUGUAGUGCCGGAAUAGUCGGGUAUGACGAUUCCGAUCUCCUGGUGAACUCCAUGGUUGAUUCGAUGAUCGAGAAUGCCUCCAACUGUUCGUGGGAGGCCGUGGAUGAGCGUAGCGCUCCCUCGUCGGGGGCCAACUCGUCGCAGCAAAUUGCCUCCAGUGUGCUUUGGGUUCCGGAUCAUGCCGUGUCGCGGUGUACCACCUGUCAGACGGAAUUUUGGCUCGGUCGGCGGAAGCACCACUGCCGGUCUUGUGGACAGAUUUUCUGCGCUGAUUGCUCCGAAUACUCGGCUCCUCUGCCAGACGAGAAACUGUUCCAACCGGUGCGGUUAUGUGCUCCCUGCUACCAGAGCGUCAGCGAGCGGAUGACCAGCAGCCAACAGUCGGCAGCAAACGGCAGUAGCAUAAACUUAGGCAACAGUCAGUAUGGCGACAGUGGCAUGAAUGGAAGUGUCCUCGUAACCACCACUAAACAGCACAAUGCACCAUCUUCCGCGACAACGUCAUCAGUUCACGUAGCAAAUAAUAAUUGCGUCUCGGCCGCCUUGUUGAGCUCGAUCAAUACCGCCUCCGCGAGUAGUCUACCGAGCAACUUAGAAGCAAAUAGCAAACAACAUGUCUCAGCUACGGUCGCCAGCACAUCGUGCAGCGCCAGUGCUAACAGCAAUACGGACCGAGGAACUUGCAAGACUACCACAGCAACCAACUAACUUCAACACCAUACCGCAAUCAUCCCUCUCUUACGUAAGUCCCUGUCGUUUCCUAUUGUUUUGUGUUUGAUCAAUCGUUGACUAUCAUUUCUUUCAUUCAAGAGGUAUAUAUUUUAUUUGAUUGUAACGCGACUGUUUUGUUUUUUUUUUUUAUAAUUCGUACGACGAGGGUCACCUGAGACGACUGAAGUGUCAACAAAUGUUGUUUUAUAUUAGAAGCAAAAUGUAUCAUUCAUAAUUCUCACAAAAAAGAAGAAAGAACCACAUCUGGAUCGUUAAAUGUACUGCUACAAAAGAAAGCUUUUUUCCGCAGAAAUACAUGAACCUAUUAUAUAAUGUUACAAGUGGUAUAAUAUUGAUAUAAACGUCAGCAAAGCUACUAAAAAUCACCGUGGACAAUACACAAAAAAAAACAUAUUGUCAAACAAAUCGCAUAUGUAGCUGCAAACACAUGAUAGAUAACAAAAAAAAAACAAGAAGAAAAACUGUUAGGAAGAGAGCUAUAAAAUCACACAGUUGUAUACAUGCAAACUAUUACUAGUAAUAUAUUAGAUUAACUGAUUGAGUGAACGCUAACUGUAAGACGGGAA
Toxorhynchites rutilus septentrionalis is the source of this 6704-nucleotide messenger RNA. Its product is annotated as myotubularin-related protein 4. The transcript has 16 exons. Gene Ontology annotation, molecular function: metal ion binding; protein phosphatase binding; phosphatidylinositol-3,5-bisphosphate 3-phosphatase activity. The record is from RefSeq and is a predicted model, not a curated record. Gene Ontology annotation, biological process: regulation of autophagy; dephosphorylation. Lineage: Eukaryota; Metazoa; Arthropoda; Insecta; Diptera; Culicidae. The coding region runs from base 1075 to 6114 and encodes 1679 amino acids.